Messenger RNA from Spizellomyces punctatus DAOM BR117, 854 nucleotides. RefSeq lists its product as uncharacterized. NCBI's taxonomy places the organism in Eukaryota, Fungi, Chytridiomycota, Chytridiomycetes, Spizellomycetales, Spizellomycetaceae. Bases 75 to 761 code for a protein of 228 amino acids. The record is from RefSeq and is a predicted model, not a curated record. The transcript has 2 exons.
UGCUGUGGAGAGUCUUUCUGGUCGUUCUUGAAGUUUUCCUACCCCCAAAGGAAAGCACACAUCCGCAAGGAACGAUGACGGCGAGUUACGCCCCACGACGGAGUGACGAGAGAACACCGCUUCUCGUAUCCCAUACGCCCUAUCACUCUACAAAUCCGCAUUCGUCUACCCUGUACUCGACAUUGUCCUCUUCCUGCCCGACGAGUCCCCUCCCAAGCCGCGACGACGAUAACACACCACUCAUAUAUUCUAUACCACCUCGCUUGUCUACAUCCGAGUUACAAGGUUACUACGACGAUGAUCCACCACCAUACUAUGAAGCCGAGGAGCGACAGGACUUGUUACCUACAUACGGCGAAGUUGUGCCACCUGCAGCAAACUUUUCAGAAUUUGAGGAGGACGAUUGGAUGGAACGUUGGGGAGGCUACUUCUUUUCUGCCUUUUUUGUGUUGAUGUUUGCUGGUGCAACCUUAGUAGCGUUGCUUCCACUGGGGUUCUCUAGUCCAGAUUCGCCAUCGCUACCAAGCGACCUUCCCUUCCAUGCCACUGCACCACUAUCGAACAAUCCAGACGUCUCUGCUAUCAUCGCUCAAGUCCCCAGACUUUCCGAAUCAUCAUCAUCCUCGGUACACCCAUUGGCCUCAGUGCAAUCAGUUACCGAAACUGAUUCCGGAUCAGCUGAAUUGGAUCUGAGAGAGGCCGAUCCAUCUGUGAGACUACUGCGAAGACGAAAAGAGCGGAUACGACAGCGGACUGAAUAGAUUUGACCCGAGUAUUUAGCACUCAUACUCGUUGUAUAUAUCAAUCUUUUUUUUUCUUUUUAAAUUGAAACCACAUUGACUUUGACAAUACCA